Messenger RNA from Sphenostylis stenocarpa, 1179 nucleotides. NCBI's taxonomy places the organism in Eukaryota, Viridiplantae, Streptophyta, Magnoliopsida, Fabales, Fabaceae. The record is from the annotation of a GenBank genome assembly.
AUGGCAACAACAUCAUUUUCUGGUUUUCAAUUUGCAAUUUCACGAUCAUGUAUUCCUUCAUCACAAAAGAUUGCAGAUGCAAGUGCUGUGGUUCUUGGCGGCAAGUCCAAGAUUGGAUCAUGGAAUAAACUUGCAAGUGCAUGUAAUGUUGCAUCCGUGCAACCUUUCCAGCGGAGCUUCACUGCAUCGUCCCUAAAAUCUGUCAAAAGUGUCACAAAGGCUACAUCUGAGUCUAGUGCAGAAAGUGCUGUCUCAGGAUUGCCAAUUAAUCUGAAAGGUAAAAGGGCUUUUAUUGCUGGUGUUGCUGAUGACAAUGGAUAUGGAUGGGCAAUAGCAAGAUCACUUGCCGCAGCAGGAGCUGAAAUUCUUGUUGGCACAUGGGUUCCUGCUCUGAAUAUUUUUGAGUCCAGCCUUCGGCGUGGAAAGUUUGACGGAUCACGCAUAUUACCAGAUGGUUCAAUGAUGGAGAUUGCCAAAGUUUAUCCAUUGGAUGCAGUUUUCGACAAUCCCGCUGAAGUGCCAGAAGAUAUAAAAACAAACAAGCGGUAUGCUGGAUCCACUAAAUGGACUGUGCAGGAAGUUGCUGAUUCUGUUAAGGAAGACUUUGGCAGCAUAGAUAUUCUUGUGCACUCACUUGCCAAUGGACCAGAGGUGACGAAACCAUUGUUGGAGACAUCUCGGAAUGGAUAUCUUGCUGCAAUAUCUGCAUCUAGUUACUCCUAUGUUUCUUUGCUCAAGCAUUUUCUUCCAAUCUUGAACCCAGGUGGAUCUUCAAUCUCUCUGACAUACAUUGCUUCAGAAAGGAUUAUUCCUGGAUAUGGUGGUGGUAUGAGUUCUGCCAAAGCUGCCCUGGAGAGUGAUACACGAGUUCUUGCUUUUGAAGCAGGAAGAAAGCGUAAAAUUAGAGUCAAUACUAUAUCUGCUGGUCCACUGAGGAGUCGGGCUGCCAAGGCUAUUGGAUUCAUUGAUAUGAUGAUCGAUUAUUCAUCAGCCAAUGCACCUCUACAGAAAGAACUAUCGGCAGAGGAGGUGGGCAACGCAGCUGCCUUCUUAGCAUCACCUUUAGCAUCUGCUAUCACUGGCACUGUUCUAUAUGUUGACAAUGGUCUCAAUGCUAUGGGUGUUGGAGUUGACAGUCCGAUAUUUAAAGAUCUUGACAUUCCCAAAGACCAGCAUUAA